AUGGCGUCUAUGGAAAUGCAUUCGUUCACAAGAGAGAUGCAGCCACUGGUGGAAAAUGAGAAUUCCAACCAAAUGUCUGAGGUUUGUUUUUUAUACCAAAUUUUUCAGUAAAUUUGUAAAAUGUUUACGAAAAAUCAUUUUUUUGUUAUUUUUUUAUUAUGGAAAAUUAAAAAGAAACUGUGUCGUUAAUAUUUAAAAAAAGUGAAAAGUUCGUUAUUUACCAUUGAGAAAAAAAGAGAUAAACAAAUAUUAAAAUAUAUAAGUUAGAAGUAUUAUGAAACUGUGAACUCUGAUUUGGAUGCAGUUAACUUCGAUAGCUCUAUCAUGCAUCCAAAGAAAAUUUCGAAAAACGUUUUUUUUAUGAGCGUGAAACGCCAGAUGAAAGAGAAAAUCUCUUCAAAAAUUGAAGGAUUGUUAUUUCCAGGAACGGGUCAAAACCGCUCACGGAGCGGUCAAGGUUUCAAUUUACGGCGACAAGAACGAUCGUAGCAAACUUCCUAUCGUCACUUUCCACGACUUGGGCCUGGACUGUGAGUGAAGUGUGUAAGGAAUUUUUUCAUCGAACUUUUUUCAGCGGAGAGCAACUUUCAAAAUUUUUUCCAAUUUGUCUCAAUCGCCGAAUUCGCCCAAAAGUUCUGCAUCUACAACAUAAAUGCUCCCGGCCAGGAGAUGGACGCUGCCGCUCUUCCCGACAAGUUUUUCUAAAUCUUUUUCAAUCAUUUCAUCAAAGUGUUCAGUUUUGUGUACCCUACAAUGGAUGGGCUGGCGAAGGUUGUGGAAUCCGUAGUUGAUCAGUUCAAGUGAGGUUUUUGAAGAUAGCAGUUUCGAUUAUUAUUAUUGAGACUAAAACUAAGCUUAAAAUUUAUAAUUAAAACGUAUGGCUUUUUGAAGGUUGGACCACUUCAUCGCUUUCGGUGUUGGUGUGGGAGCAAAUGUCCUUCUUCGAUAUGCGGUCAGCUCUCGAAAAAUUCUCGUAAACAAAAAUUUUCAGAUUGCCAAUCAGAACAGGAUAGACGCCUUGGUUCUUGUGAACUGUUGCGCGACGCAGGCUGGCUGGGUCGAAUGGGGUUAUGAGAAGGUUCGUUCUUCUUUCUGACAGUUGAAGAUUCUCUGUAGUGGAACAUUCGGAACCUGCGGGGCACUGGCAUGACCGCCUUCACUAUCGAAUAUUUGCUCUGGCAUCAUUUCGGCCGUCGCGUCGACCAGUGCAACUCGGACAUUGUGCGGCAGUAUCGCGUCUUUUUCCAACACCUUCCGAACCCGCAGAACCUGGCAGCGUUCAUGGAAAGCUAUUUACAGUGAGAUUCUCCUUGUUAGGCUGGUGACUUCUUUCUGUUCAGGCGCACUCCUGUAGUUCUGUCUCGGGACGGUACUUCUGGACCGCAGCUCAACGUUCCCGUUCUUCAGAUGGUUGGAGCCGGGAGCGCUUUUGUUGACGACAGUGUUGAUGUGAACACUAAGUUGGACCCUGCUCAAUCGGAUUGGAUCAAGGUAUGAUUUUUCUCGAUAGCAUGCUUAUUCGGCCUUUUCUGCUCUCGAAAAAUAAGUAAGCAAUGUAUAAAUUCCUAAUUUUUUGACGGGUUUCUCAGAGGACCUCGUAAAAUUCAUUCUAGAGAGUAGCUUUUGGGACCUUUGAAAAAAGGUUCUGAUGAUUUUCAACGCGACAUAGCGCUUUCCUGUCGUGAAAAUGAAUGGAAAUUGAUUUGAGGUAGGUUUCAUUGACUUGAAUUUGUUAUUUUUGCACUCUUUUAUCGAUGAAAAAUUUGAGAGAAGAUUUUUUAUAUGAAUAUAUAUAUCAUGAAGAUAUUUUAGAAAAACUUCUAGUUCCUAUUUUCUCAUAAAUAAAUGUCAUAUUUUUGCAAUAAACUUUCGUAGAAACUUGCAGGGAAAUUUUACAUGCACGAAAAACUAUCUUUUUAAAAAGAUCAUUCCCAGAUCUCCGAUUCGUGUGGUCUCGUCUUGGAUGACCGGCCAGAGGUGGUAACUGAAAGUUUGAUGCUUUUCCUUCAAGGUCUCGGCUACUGUGAGUGGAUUUUCAGUUUUUCUUUUAUACAUUAAAGACGUUUCAGUCCCUACCCUCAAUGUGUCCAAGCUGAUUAAAAAGAUGCAGGACGCUCAGAACGGCUCUUUUUCGGUCGACACGGCAGCCGUGAACGAGUGCUAG
Molecule: messenger RNA, 2164 nt
Organism: Caenorhabditis auriculariae
Lineage: Eukaryota; Metazoa; Nematoda; Chromadorea; Rhabditida; Rhabditidae
Source: the annotation of a GenBank genome assembly